This is a messenger RNA of Indicator indicator, 1500 nucleotides long. It is a transcript of the gene KCNA2, whose product is annotated as potassium voltage-gated channel subfamily A member 2. Gene Ontology annotation, molecular function: delayed rectifier potassium channel activity; protein binding. Gene Ontology annotation, cellular component: voltage-gated potassium channel complex; membrane; dendrite. The coding region runs from base 1 to 1500 and encodes 499 amino acids. The transcript has a single exon. Lineage: Eukaryota; Metazoa; Chordata; Aves; Piciformes; Indicatoridae. Gene Ontology annotation, biological process: potassium ion transmembrane transport; protein homooligomerization. The record is from RefSeq and is a predicted model, not a curated record.
AUGACAGUGGCUACCGGAGAUCCUGCAGACGAAGCUGCAGCUCUUCCCGGUCACCCUCAGGACACUUACAACCCCGAGACCGACCAUGAGUGCUGCGAGAGGGUGGUCAUCAACAUCUCGGGGCUGCGCUUCGAGACGCAGCUCAAGACGCUGGCCCAGUUCCCAGAGACCUUGCUAGGGGAUCCUAAAAAGAGGAUGAGAUACUUUGACCCUCUCCGGAACGAGUAUUUCUUUGACAGGAACAGACCCAGCUUCGACGCCAUCCUCUACUACUACCAGUCGGGGGGGCGGUUGCGGCGGCCGGUGAACGUGCCCUUGGAUAUCUUCUCGGAAGAGAUCCGUUUCUACGAGCUGGGGGAAGAAGCCAUGGAGAUGUUCCGGGAGGACGAAGGCUACAUCAAAGAAGAGGAAAGGCCCUUGCCUGAGAACGAGUUUCAGAGACAGGUGUGGCUGCUCUUCGAGUACCCCGAGAGCUCGGGCCCCGCCAGGAUUAUCGCCAUCGUCUCCGUCAUGGUGAUCCUCAUCUCCAUCGUCAGCUUCUGCCUGGAGACUCUGCCCAUUUUCCGGGAUGAGAACGAGGACAUGCACGGCAGCGGGCUGAGCCACCCCCCCUACUCCAACAGCAGCAUGGGCUACCAGCAGUCCACCUCGUUCACAGACCCCUUCUUCAUCGUGGAGACCCUCUGCAUCAUCUGGUUCUCCUUCGAGUUCUUGGUGAGGUUUUUCGCCUGCCCUAGCAAGGCUGGCUUCUUCACCAACAUCAUGAACAUCAUCGACAUCGUAGCCAUCAUCCCUUACUUCAUCACCCUAGGGACGGAGCUGGCCGAGAAGCCAGAGGACGGCCAGCAAGGCCAACAGGCCAUGUCCUUGGCCAUCCUCCGAGUCAUCCGCCUGGUCAGGGUCUUCCGCAUCUUCAAGCUCUCCCGGCACUCCAAGGGGCUGCAGAUCCUGGGCCAGACCCUGAAGGCCAGCAUGCGGGAGCUGGGCCUCUUGAUCUUCUUCCUCUUCAUCGGCGUCAUCCUCUUCUCCAGCGCCGUCUACUUCGCCGAGGCCGACGAGAGCGAGUCCCAGUUCCCCAGCAUCCCCGACGCCUUCUGGUGGGCCGUGGUUUCCAUGACGACUGUUGGCUAUGGGGACAUGGUCCCCACCACCAUUGGGGGGAAGAUAGUGGGGUCCCUGUGUGCCAUCGCUGGCGUGUUAACCAUUGCCUUACCGGUGCCCGUCAUCGUCUCCAACUUCAACUACUUCUACCACCGGGAGACGGAGGGAGAGGAGCAGGCUCAGUACUUGCAAGUAACCAGCUGCCCAAAGAUCCCUUCUUCCCCUGACCUAAAGAAAAGCAGAAGUGCCUCAACCAUUAGCAAGUCUGAUUACAUGGAGAUUCAGGAAGGCGUGAACAACAGCAACGAGGACUUCAGGGAGGAGAACUUGAAGACAGCCAAUUGCACCCUGGCCAACACAAACUAUGUGAAUAUCACCAAGAUGCUCACCGACGUCUAA